Molecule: messenger RNA, 1659 nt
Organism: Dovyalis caffra
Lineage: Eukaryota; Viridiplantae; Streptophyta; Magnoliopsida; Malpighiales; Salicaceae
Source: the annotation of a GenBank genome assembly
AUGGAGAAUCGUCCGACAACGUUAAUCGAUCCCAAAAGCGGCUUCUGCUCGCUAACCAAAACCUACCUCAGCCUCAGACCUCAUCUCCAACUCCCUCCAAAUACCGCUUCUGUUUCCACCACCGAAUAUGCCUUCUCUCUCCUCCGACAUUCCUCCUCUCCACCACCACAAGCCACCGCUCUCCUCGACGCUGUCACUGGCCAUCGCAUUUCCUUCCACGAACUCAUUUAUUUUACCGAAACCCUCGCCUCCUCUCUUCAAAACCGUUUUCGCCUCAAAAAAGGCGAUACCGCUUUCAUUCUCUCUCCAAACUCUCUCCACAUCCCGAUCCUCUACUUCUCUCUCUUCUCUCUCGGCGUUGUUAUCUCUCCUUCAAAUCCAAAUGCCUCUGAACCGGAGAUUCACCACCAAAUCAACCUCUCUAAACCUGUAAUCGCGUUUGCCACGUCAAAGAAUGCUCACAAAAUCCCUGACUCGGUCAAAGAAAAAAUCCUACUCGACUCGCCUGAGUUUGAAUCGAUAAUGACGAGUCAGACUCGAGUUGCAGGUAACGAAUUGGAACGAGUUAAGGUUUAUCAAUCGGAUCUGGCAGCGAUUCUCUACUCCUCGGGAACAACGGGGAGAGUCAAAGGUGUGUUGCUUACACACCGGAACUUCAUAUCCAUGGUGGCUGCUAGUCAUGCGACACGUGGCGUGAAGAAUAGUAUUCCUACUGUCACGUUGUGUACGGUGCCGUACUUCCACGCGUACGGUUUUGCAUACUGUGUAAGAUUGGUGGCGAUGGGGGACACGCUGGUGUCCGUGGGGAGGUUUAAAUUAAGGGAGAUGCUGAGUGCGAUUCAAGAGUAUAGAGUGAGCCACGUGGCAUUGGCUCCACCGGUGGUAGUGGCGAUGGUUAAAAAUGUUGGAGUAGUGGAUGGCUACGAUUUGAGCUCUCUUGAAGUGGUGGCUUGCGGGGGAGCUCCUCUAACGAAGCGGGUCCUUGAGCUGUUUAAGGAACGUUUUCCCUGCGUGCAUCUUGCCCAGGGAUAUGGGCUGACAGAAACAACGGCCAGAAUAUUUGGAACAGUAGGUCCUAAAGAAAGUGAAGUUAUUGGAGCAACAGGAAAGCUUCUAUCAAAUUGCGAAGCAAGGAUUGUUGAUCCAGACACUGGUAUUUCUCUUCCUCCCUGCAGUCCUGGGGAGCUUUGGGUUAGAGGAGACACAAUUAUGAAGGGUUACAUUGGUGAUGACGAAGCAACUGCUGCAACUUUGGAUUCUGGGGGAUGGUUGAGAACUGGGGACCUUUGUUAUAUUGACAAGGAGGGCUUCUUGUUUUUCGUGGAUCGUAUCAAGGAACUAAUCAAAUGUAAAGGCUACCAGGUUGCCCCAGCAGAACUUGAGCAUCUGCUUCAAUCGAAUCCGGAUAUUGUUGAGGCAGCUGUAGUUCCAUAUCCUGAGGAGGAAGCAGGUCAGGUGCCUGUGGGCUUUGUGGUAAGACAGAAUGGAAGCAAUAUUGACGAAUCAAAAAUCAAGGAUUUUAUUGCCAGACAGGUUGCACCAUACAAGAGAUUAGAACGAGUGAUGUUCAUUGAAUCGUUACCUAGGAAUGCCGCUGGUAAGGUGCUGAGAAGGGAGCUAAUCAACCUUGCAUUGUCAAAUGCUAUAUCUAAGUUGUAA